GGAAUAUUUAGUUUAGUUUUAUGCAGUUUAUACAUUACUAUUUACAUUUUACUAGAAUAGUGUACAUAUAAUUAUUAUCUAUACUAACAAAAAAUUAUACUUUCCAGAGUUUUUUUGUUAGAAUAUUAUAAGUGUCAGAAAAUUAAAAUGUAUUCCAGUCCAAAUGCAGCACCAGCACCACCAGAUGGUUGGAUGCCUAUUCCUCAAUCUAUACCAAAAAACUGUCCAAAUGGACUUCAGUAUCUUUCAACAAUUAAUCAGUUACUUGUUAAACAACAAGUGGAAGUUUUAGAAGCCUUAUUGGGGUUUGAGACCAAUAACAAGUAUAUAAUUAAAAAUAACGCAGGUCAAAAAGUGUUUUAUGCUGUUGAAGAUAAUGAUUGUUGUACUCAAAAUUGUUGCGGGCCCAUACGACCGUUUGAAAUGAAAAUUUUGGAUAACUAUAAAAAUGAAAUUAUCCACUUAUCAAGGCCUUUAGCAUGCGAAGCCUACUGUUUUCCUUGUUGUUUACAAAAAAUUGAAGUAUUUUCACCGCCUGGGUGUUUGAUUGGAACUGUUGAACAAGAAUGGGCGAUUUUUUCAUCAAAAUUUACAAUACGUAAUGCAGCUAAUGAAGAAGUAUUAAAAAUCGAAGGACCGAUGUGUCCAUAUAGUUUCUGUGGAGGAGAUGUUAAAUUUAAAGUAUUAUCUAAAGACAAAACCACUGUAGUUGGAUGUAUAUCCAAACAAUGGUCUGGAUUUUUAAGAGAAGUAUUCACUGAUGCCGAUUUCUUUGGUAUAACUUUUCCUGUGGAUCUUGAUGUCCGUAUGAAAGCUGUUAUGCUAGGAGCUAGUUUUUUGAUUGAUUUUAUGUUUUAUGAGAAGUGAUGAAAUGCAGAAAGUGAUGGUAUUGGGCUUUGUUAACUUUGUUAUCUUCUACCGUAUAAUAAUUAUAUUAUGUAUAACUUUAUAAUCAAAACAGAGAUAUUAUGCAGUAAUGUGAAUUUAUAUUUUUUUUUCUUAAUGACUUAGUUUAGAAUCUUAGCCUUAAAUAUCUACUUUAAAAAAAAUAUAUUAUAUUAUAGUUAGUGAAAUACAGUUUUUAAACAUUCAUAAUUAAUAUUUCUUUAAUCAUAAAAAUAUACAAUAAUCUCAUGUUUGUUUGUUGUUUUCUUACCAACUUACUCUUAUUAGAUUUGACCACAUGACCUUGCUGUCAUAUGUAGUGCUAUUGAUUUUAACUGUAGUAAGUCAUUUGUUAUGAUUUCAGUAUGUUUUUUCAAUUAAAAUAUAUAAACUCAUGCUCUACGGUUGUCAAUAUUUAACACUGCAAAACAACUUUGGUGCGGCGCCAAUAUACCCACUAAACAACCAUCUUGCAUAUAAUGCACUGCUAAGGAGUACUCUUACGUAAAAUGUACUGUACUACAUAUGUAUGCUUAUUAGUUAUAAUAACAUAUAACUAUUAUAACUAUUUUAGCUAUAUAACUGAGAUUGAUUAUUUAUGAUAUUUCAGUAAAUACUAGUCAAUAUCGUUUACCAAAAUUAAAAAAAAAUUGUUUUGUCAUAUUUCCCUUAAGAUUUAUUGAUGAUAUUUUUUAUUGUUAAAUAACUUAUUUUAAUUACCAUAUUUAUUUUUCGAACAAAAAAUAUAAAUGUUUAAGUCGUUGUUAUCAAAUAUUGUUUUAUAAUAUGAAUUAAUAUUAUUUAACCAUUUAUUAGUUGUGUAUAUUAUUUUAACCCAUCUAUAACAACUAUUUUUUUUUUUUUAUAAUAUUACACUCAUUCGUAUUUUUUUUCUCAUUUGACACCUAUUACUAGCUUAAAGCCUUAAUGAUUUUUUAAAAUUUAUGUAAUUGAAAUACACAAUUAUUUUUAACUUUAACUAUUUGUAUUUAUAGUUUUAUACACUACUAUUAUACUAUAAGAUUGAAUUUAAAAUCUAAAUUGAUGUUUAUUUUUGUUAACCUAUAUCUACCAUACCACAUAUAAUUGUAUGCAUUUAAUUAUAUCUGACAUAUUACGCAACAUGACAAAGUGUUAUAUCUAAUAUGAAAUUUAUUUUUAUGCUUUGCUAUAUGUAUUUGUUGGUGUUUGAUUAAAUAUGUAUGUUUUUCUCAACAA
Rhopalosiphum padi (bird cherry-oat aphid) is the source of this 2103-nucleotide messenger RNA. Its product is annotated as phospholipid scramblase 1-like. Gene Ontology annotation, biological process: plasma membrane phospholipid scrambling. Gene Ontology annotation, molecular function: phospholipid scramblase activity. Gene Ontology annotation, cellular component: plasma membrane. Bases 148 to 867 code for a protein of 239 amino acids. The record is from RefSeq and is a predicted model, not a curated record. NCBI's taxonomy places the organism in Eukaryota, Metazoa, Arthropoda, Insecta, Hemiptera, Aphididae. The transcript has 6 exons.